Molecule: messenger RNA, 6158 nt
Organism: Uranotaenia lowii
Lineage: Eukaryota; Metazoa; Arthropoda; Insecta; Diptera; Culicidae
Exons: 5
Coding region: 391-4785 (1464 amino acids)
Source: RefSeq, a predicted model, not a curated record
GAAAAUUGAUCGAAACUGCGACACGUUUUUUCUUGACCUGGCAGUUAGUUAGUUUGUAGUGAAUUGUUUUUAGCGAAAACAUAGGUGGAAGCUAUUUGGCCAGUUGCGCGUGAUUUUUGUGCUCGCGGUUUAGUGAGUCGGAAGAGUUUGAGUGACCGUUCGGUUGUUCCGGUUAGGUGUACCGGGUUGAGCUCAAUUAGAGCGGUAGGAAAGAAAAAGCCUUCAAAUAGCCGGUGAUAUCCGACGGUUUAGGGUUGCCAGAGCUAGAGCUUAGGGUAAACGGCGAAACUUAUUUUCGAGUUCGUUCGCAUACAACGUACUACGGAACAGUUUUUAUUUCCCACAAAUCUCGAAAAUAAAGCUGCAACGAGCAACCUAAACCUGGAACCGAUGAUGGAAGGCCCUACCGGAGAGCUGUUCAACUGCGUGACAUGUCGCCGCCCGGAUUCAGCGCAGAGCAUGGUCGCUUGUGACGAGUGUUCGCAAUGGCAACAUUAUGGAUGCGCCGGUGUUACGGCUACCAUAGCCGAUCGAAGCUGGCUCUGCUGCAGAUGCGUAGCUAGUCACAACGCAGUUAAUUCGACUCAAACCGGCAACAUAAACUCGCCCGAAGCACACACAACGUUUGCUUCAGCUCGCGCCGCUGAACGUCAUGAUAAUACCACCGGUCCAAUAAGAGGGAGACAGGACGAUCCAAAUUUCGGAAGACUUCAAUCCUCGUCUAAUUCGAAUGCCGGAUCAGUCGUCUCAGUCAAUGCUAUUGCUCAUCUUCGUUUAAGGCACCUGAAAGAGCAAAAGGAUUUGGAGGAUCAAAAAGCGGAACGGGAUCGCGAGUUUCUUGCUAGAAAGCAGCAGCUAGAAGCAGAAAUAGCUUUGGAAGAGCUCAAUGAAGGAUGUGAUCGUAGCGUAGGAGGAAAAAGUCAUCGAAGUAUCGCCGGUUGGGUGGAACAACAAUGCGGAUUCGUGCAUACUUCUACCCCAGUCCAGCAGAAACCCGAGACAGUGGCUCCAAGUGCGAACCCACAUCCCGCCAUCCAACAGCGAGAGGAGCGGCAAAGAAUGCAAGCAAUAAUUCAAUCAGGUCAACAGAUUCAACCAAGCACUGCGCCAAAACAAGCAGAGAUUCCAGUAAGAAAUCCUCCCCCAGCUAUAGCACCGGGCCCAAGGAGCAAUUAUCUUGAUUCGAAUCCACGUUUUCCGCCAGUGGCUCAGAAUCCAGUUCCACCUGUACCAGUGAAUCCGCUAACAUUGCCACCGCCGAGCUCGUCGCAGUUCCCUGGAUUUCCAGUGAUGAAUAACCCCUACGGGACGAUGUAUUUUCCAAAUAUUCCUGACAUACCGUCAUCUGGUGCUGAUUAUCAGUUUGCGCACCCUCAGGGAGGAGUCUUUAUCAACAACCCAGUCAGGCAUCCGAACUUUGGUUUGAAUGUACAGCCGUGUGCUUGGCAAGCAUCCGAGCAGCACCCGCCUACAGUUCCACCAACAGUGUCAGCAGAUUUGGGUAAAGGAUUUCCUCAUGCUACAGGUCGCAUGAUUACGCCACAGCAACUGGCGGCGCGUCAAGUUGUCUCUAGAGACCUCCCCAAGUUUUCCGGGGACCCACUCGAGUGGCCCAUGUUCUUGAGUGCAUUUGAAUCGACAACGGCCAUGUGUGGCAUACAACCCGACGAGAACCUUGCUAGGCUACAGAAAAGUCUUGUUGGUAGCGCUCGCGAAAAGGUUCAGAAUAUUCUAACGCUGCCGGAUGCAAUCCCGGAAAUUAUCGACAUCCUACGAGCCGAGUGUGGAAGGCCAGACCAAAUUGUAUACUGUCUGCUAUCCAAGAUCCGGAAAACCGCUCAGCCGUCUGUGACGAAAUUGGAGACGCUUGUGACGUUCGGCAGAGAGGUACGCAACAUGGUGACGUACAUGCAGUCAGCGAAACUGAACACCCAUUUGGACAAUCCACUAUUGCUGGCAGAGCUUGUUGCUAAGCUUCCACCCGACUUGCAGCUACAAUGGGGUAUGAAGUUAGCAGCUCUUCCGGAACCAUCGCUUGGCGAUUUCUGUGCGUUUGUGUCGGCUUAUCGAACAGCGGCAUGCAAGGUGAAAUUGACGUCGGAUGUUGGUCUGAAUGAAAAAGCCACAAAAGGUGUUGUGAGAAAGGAGAAGCCAGUUUAUUUGAACGCACAUUCCGCCUCCGUGUCCUCAGCGCCUGGACCACCGGCUUCGAAAGUUACUCCGGUGCUAAAGCCGUGCCUGAUGUGCAAAAGUACAACGCACAGAGUCCGAACUUGUAAGCAGUUCGAAACGUUGCCGCUCGAAGAGAAGCUGAGGUUCAUCAGUGAAACGGAUAUGUGUAAGCGUUGUCUGGCGCCGCAUGGAAGGUGGCCUUGCCGAAACAAGCAGCCUUGCGGGAUCAAUGGAUGCCCUGAGCCCCACCAUAAACUGCUACAUCCAGGAAGUUGUUCGACUCUCAAGAGUCAAGGAUCGGAAUCUUCGGUAUCGGUAACUGCCCAUCAUCAACACCAGCAAGGCACCACUUUCUUCAAAAUACUUCCCGUGACUCUUCACGCGAACGGGAAGUCGGUGUCCACAUUUGCUUUUCUGGAUGACGGAUCCGACCUGACGCUGGUCGAAGACGAACUUAUCGACGAACUGGGCUUGGUGGGCGAAAGAAUUCCGCUUUGCUUGCAGUGGACUAGUAACGUCACGAGAAGUGAAAGUAACUCUCGUAAGGUCGAGAUAGGUAUCUCGGGUGCUUCGAACAAUCGCAUCCAUCAGCUGGCGAACGUAAGAACCGUUGAGAGCUUGGAAUUACCGAAGCAGAGCCUGGAUUAUGAGAGUCUCUCGAACCAAUUCCCCCAUCUGAGUGGACUUCCCAUCAGCAGCUACCGGACGGCCGUGCCACGAAUUCUUAUCGGUGUCGAUAAUGCCCAGCUCAACUUAGCUUUGAAGAAGAGGGAAAGAUCCGGAGGAGAACCUGUUGCUGCUAAAUUUCGCCUCGGAUGGGCAAUAUUCGGUGGAAGACGAGCACCUGAGACGAUAGGUAGUGCUUUUGUUCACGUCUGCGAGUGCUCCAAUAGCCGCGAGCUCCAUGAAAUGGUCCAGCAGUAUUUUGAAUUCGAAAACCUGGCGAUAUCCGGAUUGAAUCCGCCCGAAUCCGAUGAAGAUCGACGGGCCAGAAGAUUGCUCGAAGAGACGACAGUUCGUACACCAUCCGGAAAGUUCCAAACUGGAUUGCUUUGGAAAAGCGAUGAGCCGGUUUUUCCGAACAACUUUAGCAUGGCAGUACGUCGACACGGUUGUUUUGAAAGGCGCUUGCUGAAAGAUCCCGAACUGAAAACUAAUAUUGACAAGCAAAUCGACGAUUAUCUGCAGAAGGGGUACGUUCACAAAGCGACGUCAGACGAGCUCCGCAACAGUGACGACAGAAAGAUUUGGUACCUGCCAAUCAGCGCAGUGCGACAUCCACGCAAGCCAACGAAGGUGCGUGUAGUCUGGGAUGCUGCGGCAACGUAUGGAGGAACCUCUCUGAACUCCCAGCUUUUGAAAGGGCCGGAUUUGGUGAAGCCGCUUCUAUCUGUCCUCUGCCGAUUCCGACAGAAACAGUAUGCCAUCGCUGGGGACAUAAGGCAAAUGUUCCACCAGUUGAUUAUUCGUCCGGAAGAUAGGAACGCACAACGAUUUUUGUAUCGGGAAAAUCCAGAAGCUGCGCUCGACGUGUACAUAAUGGACGUCGCAACGUUCGGGGCAACAUGCUCCCCGUGUUCAGCACAGUUUGCUAAGAAUAAAAACGCCCAGGAACAUAAAGAUCGUUAUCCGGAAGCUGCUGAAGCAAUCGUUGACAACACAUAUGUUGACGAUUUUCUUGCGAGCUGUGAUACCAUUGAAGAGGCAACGAAACUGGCUUCGGAAGUGAGUUUGGUCAACCGAUCGGCUGGUUUUGAGAUACCUAGUUGGCAGUCGAAUUCCGAACACCUCCUGAAACGGGUUGGGGUGACUACUGGAGAUGAGAUGAAGAGCUUUGCCAUCGAGAAGACGACAAAAACCGAAAGAGUCCUCGGUAUGAUGUGGGUACCGAGUGAAGAUGUGUUUGUAUUUUCGGCGGAUUUCCGAACAGAUCUACUCCCGUUGCUGUCUGGGGAAACGCGACCAACAAAGCGGCAAGUGUUGCAGGUGGUCAUGAGCCUUUUUGACCCGCUCGGAAUUGUGGCCUGCUACACCAUACACGGGAAAAUUCUCAUCCAGUCCAUCUGGCGUUCGGGAAUUCUGUGGGAUGAUCCUAUCUGCGACGACGACUUUGAUAUGUGGCAGCGCUGGAUCAAACUGACACCGAAGUUGGAAAAUGUAAGAGUGCCACGUUGUUAUUUCCCCAACUACACUACCGGCAGCUACAAUUCACUUCAGCUGCAUGUGUUCGUGGACGCCAGUGAGCUGGCCUACUGUGCUGCGGCCUAUUUUAGAAUCGUUGACGGAGAUACUCCCCGCUGCGCUCUGGUGGCAGCUAAGGCCAAAGUUACACCUUUAAGACCACAAUCCAUACCUCGAAACGAGCUGGGCGCUGCAGUGAUUGGUUCUCGGUUGCUGAAGUCUGUAGAAGAAAGUCACUCACUGCAAAUUACCGAAAAGUUCCUGUGGACCGAUUCUUCGACUGUUAUGGCCUGGCUCCGUGCGGAUCCACGAAAAUAUCGCCAAUUUGUCGGUUUUAGAAUAGCAGAAAUUUUGACGAAUACUUCGGUGGAAGACUGGCAGUGGGUUCCUUCCCGUGACAACAUAGCCCGUGACAACAUAGCCCAGGGUUAAACCCUAUGUACGACCGUUCACCUUCACAGGGCUGGACUACUUCGGACCACUGCUGGUCAAACGAGGACGUAGCGACGAAAAAAGGUGGGUCGCGCUUUUCACCUGCCUCUCGGUGAGGGCGUUGCACCUAGAAGUGGUGCAUUCUUUAUCGGCAGAAUCCUGCAGGAUGGCAAUUCGGCGGUUUGUCGCUAAGCAUGGUCCUCCUCAAGAGAUAUUCAGCGACAAUGGGACGAACUUCCGCGGGGCAGCCCGAGAGUUGGAAGAAGAAACUAAUGCAAUCAAUAAGGAGUUAGCGAGCUACUUUACCAACAGCCAUACACAAUGGCACUUCAACCCCCCUUCUGCCCCCCAUAUGGGCGGGGUUUGGGAGAGGAAAGUCCGGUCCGUGAAGGAGGCGUUCAAGACUCUCUCGCACCAUCAAAGGCUAGACGAUGAAGGACUGCGAACAUUGCUCUCGGAAGCAGAAUUGAUAGUCAACUCCCAUCCGCUGACGUUCGUGCCGCUGGAGGAUCCCAACGAAGAAGUGCUGACUCCAAAUCAUUUCCUUUGGCUAAGUUCCGGCGAGGACAGCAAACCACCAAGGGUACCAAUCGACGAUGUUACACCUCUUCGACCAAACUGGAAGGUUAUUCAACACUUAACAAACCAGUUUUGGAAGCGCUGGGUGCAAGCUUACCUACCUACUAUAGCCUGCAGGACGAAAUGGUUCGCGGAAACGCGGCCGCUGAAGGUCGGCGAUCUAGUGGUCAUCGUAGACGAGUCCGUGCGCAACGGAUGGCUCCGAGGUAAGGUGGUGAGGACUUAUCCAGGACGAGACGGACAAGUUCACAAGGUCGACGUGGAGACUUGCGACGGAUCUACUCUUCAAAGACCAGCGGUAAAGGUUGCUCUGUUGGACGUGCAGGAGGAGAGUAAAGUCGUUUGACUACGACGUUACGGGUUGGGGUGUUAGUAGAACUGGCAACCUUGGUACGGGAUCGGACAAACGUCAACGCGUUGGCGCCGAAAAAGAAUUGUCAUUGUUAGAAAAUUGAUCGAAACUGCGACACGUUUUUUCUUGACCUGGCAGUUAGUUAGUUUGUAGUGAAUUGUUUUUAGCGAAAACAUAGGUGGAAGCUAUUUGGCCAGUUGCGCGUGAUUUUUGUGCUCGCGGUUUAGUGAGUCGGAAGAGUUUGAGUGACCGUUCGGUUGUUCCGGUUAGGUGUACCGGGUUGAGCUCAAUUAGAGCGGUAGGAAAGAAAAAGCCUUCAAAUAGCCGGUGAUAUCCGACGGUUUAGGGUUGCCAGAGCUAGAGCUUAGGGUAAACGGCGAAACUUAUUUUCGAGUUCGUUCGCAUACAACGUACUACGGAACAGUUUUUAUUUCCCACAGGA